UAAUAAAUCCAUAUUUUUACUUCCAAAGUUAAAACAAAAAAAAUCAGGCUUACUACAUACUUCAUGAGAUAUUUAGUCACAUUUUUGACUUCAGUCGAAGUUAUGAGAUAGUCAAUCAAAAUUAUAGCCUAAUCAUAAUUUCAUCAUAAAUAUCACUGGACUUACCCUUUUACUCAGUUUUCUUCUUCAUCAGAGGUUUAUAGAUUAUAUAUAGAUUUAGAUAUAAAAAAAACCCUGGGUUCAGUUUUGAGUCAUCAAAGUUUCUUUAAAAGCAUUAAAUGUGCAGCUAUUAUUAUAUAAUUUAGGGUACUAAAUCUGUAGAUACGUUGGCAAAAGAUUCCCAAUUGUUAGCAUCCAAAAGGAAAAAUAGUUUUGAAAACGACUGCAUUUAUUCCAAAUCAUUCCAUCAGAUUACUGUAAGAUCAUAAUGUCAUUGCUCAUAUCCGUGUUUGUUCAUUUAUGUAGGCUGAAAUGAUGGGCUAUCGGGUAGGCUAUUGCUCAUUAUAUCGUCAGAAUAGAGACAAAGACAAUGCGAUAGAGUUCACUUUUGGCCAUUCGCAUCAAAACAUAUGAAAACUGAAGGUUUCUCGAUCGGGACCAGAUGCGCUUUUACGCACUCAGUCUCCAGCACUCACACUCUGCCGCUUUUUACGCACACUAGAUAUUUGACUCCUCAGUCGUCGGCACGAUGUCAAACGUCAGAAAACCGCAUUAUUCUAUAGGAAGAGGCCGUGUGUCAUUCAUUUUAGACUCUUGAGAGGGCCAGUUUGUUUCUCGAACACGACAUGACCAACUCAUUAAUGGUUUCACUGGGGUUUGCUUAGGCUUUCUUUCCCCGUUCCACUUCAGACACCAUAGAUCUGCCAAAGAGGGAUUUGUAACUUCAGGAUUUACUUGAAAAUCCUCGGAAUCUGCGGAUAUCUCUCCCAGGGAUACGUCAAAAGGAGACCAUGAUAGCUUUAUCUUUCCUCUACGCGUUUUGCAUGUGCAUGAGUUUAGUCUGUCCUUUGCUGGGAACAGGGUUUGUUUAUCGCUUUCCAGGCAUCACUGUGCAACGGCAGCGCAUCAAAUCGGAACAGAGCGGCAACACUGGACCGCCAGAUACCGGGUCCCGUACCCAACUCAGGAACUGGUGUCAGUAUACUGUUUCCAGAACAGUGUCCUGUCAGGUGCACAAUGGGACAGAAACCACAGUUCAGAGAGUGUUUCAGGGCUGUCGAUGGCCCGGACCCUGCUCGAAAGUCAUCAGCUACAGGACCCUGAUCAGGCCGUCCUUCAAGGUUACCUACAAGCAGGUUACCACACUGGAGUGGAGAUGCUGCCCAGGGUUUGUGGGAGAAGAGUGUCGUGAAGACCGUAUGAACUGUACCAGUUUCACUGACAUGAACAGCAGAAUAAAUGCCAUCGAAUCAAAGAUCAAGCUGUUAAUAGCGGGACGUUCAUUCCUGCCGAGCAGUUUACCAGAGGUUUCAACAGACAACGAGGUGGACACACCCCAUCCCACUCCCAUCGGACCGCCGUUAUACCUUCCACCAGUACCAGGAGGUAGAGGGCCUCCAGGGCCCAUCGGACCACCAGGACUUCCAGGUUCUGCAGGAUCUCCUGGUCCAGCUGGAAGAGCAGGCCUCCCUGGACCCAUCGGACCAAAGGGGGACAGAGGUCUACCAGGAGAAAUAGGUCUCCCCGGCCCUCCUGGUCGACCGGGUCCUCCAGGGCCGAACUCCUCUCCUAUUCUGCGGGGUGACGUUUUUCAUGCGGACAAUCAAGCUCUCCCAGCUCCUCAGAUCAUAAUCGGGCCUCCUGGUCCAGCUGGUCCUGUUGGACCGUCAGGCCCUCCAGGGCUGAGCGGACCUGCAGGGAUGCCAGGCCUGCCGGGAGGAGAUGGCAAGGACGGUCUCCAAGGCAAGCCGGGGGAUCUUGGGCCUAAAGGAGAUCCAGGGGAAAGGGGGCCUUCAGGUGUAACAGGCAAGCAGGGCCUUCCUGGAGCACCAGGGCCAAAAGGAGAACCAGGAGAAGGCUUGAAUGAGGGCGAAACUGUGCAGCAGCUCAGGGAGGCCCUGAAGAUCCUGGCCGAGAGGGUCUUGAUCCUAGAGCACAUGAUCGGCGUUCACGACAACUCUGAAGGAUCUGGAUUUGGCAGCUUUUCUGACCCCAUGUCUUUCCCUGCCAUAAAGACCAAGCGCCUUCAGCCUGUUCAACCCCCACCUCAAACUCCAGUACUGGGGAAAAGACAAAGACAAGCUCCUCUUUAAGAGUAUAGUCUCAUUUUGUAUGUAUGUGAAUACUUGUGAUGGAUGUGGCAGAUUUUCCUUGACUUGAAGUACAGUUUUUGUUUAUCUGCUAUCAUGUCUCUCAUACCUUGAUUAUUACAGUUUAUUUGCCUAUCAUUGUCUUUUUUGGUCACAGCUGUAUAAAUGAAGCUCUUUGCAGACAUGAGAUGUUGAGCAUUUCAUCCACAUGAAAGACUUGAGCCUUUUGAACCUUGUUGCUGCAUGAUUUUAGUAUACAUAACCAUUGCAGCAGCACGUGCACAAUGUUGUACAAUGAAAUAUUAUCUCAUAAAGUGUUGUGAAGGUUUUGGCAUCUUUCUUUCCUCAGAUAAAAGACUGCCUAGUAAACACAUCACUUUCCUUGGCUGAUGUUGCAAAGCUCCUCAGGUUGCGACAUGAGUUCCCGAGAGCUGGACCCAAAAUAUACCAUUUAGUGUCAAACACAUUUUUGGAACGACCUCAGGGUUCAUCUCAUGUUAGCCUGUCAACCAUAUUUCUUCUUUCUCUCUCUCUCUCUGGUUGCUCUGCCUUGUUAAAAUUGAGGUAAGACAUGACAAGCUGCCAAGAAUAUCUGCUUAAAAUAAAGUUAGGUGAAAUGGAUAGCAUCUGGAGAGCGCACAUCUGGAAAGCAAAAGGAAAGGAUGCUGAAACAGUUGAGUUUUGGCCUGGAAACCGCAAACCAUGCUCGGCUCCAGUGCUCCAGUACACCUUCACAUGACUGGAUGAUGGAGCACUAAACCUGACAGAAUUACAUUGACUUCCUCACAAACUGCUUCUGAAAUUUUUUUCUAAAUUGAUAUGAUUAUUAUUUAAUAAUUCUCUGAGAGAGUCUCUGUUGGUCGCUGAAUAAAGCUUUGACCAUG
Messenger RNA from Micropterus salmoides (largemouth bass), 3133 nucleotides. It is a transcript of the gene col26a1, whose product is annotated as collagen alpha-1(XXVI) chain. NCBI's taxonomy places the organism in Eukaryota, Metazoa, Chordata, Actinopteri, Centrarchiformes, Centrarchidae. The coding region runs from base 951 to 2252 and encodes 433 amino acids. The transcript is spliced from 14 exons. Gene Ontology annotation, molecular function: protein binding. The record is from RefSeq and is a predicted model, not a curated record.